This is a messenger RNA of Kwoniella botswanensis, 2529 nucleotides long. RefSeq lists its product as uncharacterized. Gene Ontology annotation, cellular component: nucleus; kinetochore. The transcript has 9 exons. Gene Ontology annotation, molecular function: protein serine/threonine kinase activity; protein serine/threonine/tyrosine kinase activity; ATP binding. The coding region runs from base 1 to 2529 and encodes 842 amino acids. Gene Ontology annotation, biological process: protein localization to kinetochore; mitotic spindle assembly checkpoint signaling; chromosome segregation. NCBI's taxonomy places the organism in Eukaryota, Fungi, Basidiomycota, Tremellomycetes, Tremellales, Cryptococcaceae. The record is from RefSeq and is a predicted model, not a curated record.
AUGUCUAAAGCGUCGUCUCUAGGCGCAUCAACCCAAGGUCAACCUCAUAGACGUAAACCCUUACAGCAGAUUGAUCCAGUCAUGUCGGCCGCACUCAAUAACGGCGGACUGAAAGAGCUAUGGAACGAUGAUGAAGAUUCGUUUGAAGUGCAGGUGCCCGACUUUCAUUUCGACUGGGAGUUGGAAAAAGGCAACGGGGUUAAAAGUCAGGGGACUGUAGAUGAACCACCAGUGUCUCGAUUCUCAUCCAUGUCAUUGGGCAAAACCAACAGCAGACCCAGCUCAUUGUCUCCCCCUCCAGCUGGUAUGUUAUCAUCGUCAUCAACCAAUACAAGAACUACUCCCCCUCCUCGAAACAUACAUUCGGCCAGAUCUUCCCUUUCUUCGGUACAGGUCGCUUCCUUGACUGAUGCUUCGACUGCAACUGGAUCGCCCCUCAUACCUACACCACCCGGCAGCGGUUUCUCUUCUGGAGCACGAUCUUCGUCAUCUCACCAUUUGGAUUCAGGAGGUAGUGGAAGUGGAAGUGGUAGUUCGAGCAGGAUAUAUGGAGGAUCACGGAGAUUCCAGCGUGUGGUAUCUGCUCCGGUCACAAGUCAGAAAUAUGAGGGGGAUGAGAAUGGAAUGCUUACUAUAGAGGAAUCUUCGAAUCUCUCAUCAAGCACGACUUCACAUACCGCAACGAUGCGUCCCGGCUCGACUCACGCUUCCUCUGCAUCCUCUAUACCUCAUGAAUCCUCUUCUGCAACCCUGACAUCGACGUCCACUUACAUGACUCCCGGUAUCACCGAAAGAACUCUGACAUCCACUGCGCGAUCAACGGGAAGAAGGCUUGGAGGUCUAUCCAAGUUUGGUGGACCUGCAAGGCGUGUGGUACCCGCUCUAGAGCCAGGGGAGAUUCAGGAAGAAGCUGAAAGGGGUGAUCCUGUAUUGAUCGAAUCACCUCCCCGUAAUGAACCUUUGCCCCUCCAAGAACCAGACUCCGCCAUACCAUCUCAUCAACAAUCCUCAAGCACAAGCGGUACCCACUUUGCGCAUCUUCCUCCCCGCAACCAGUAUCGAGGGUCUCCUGUGCUCCAGCAAUCGAAAUCACCGGUGAUACCGGAAGAAGACAUGUUCACCUCACAACGCUCCCAGGAACCAUUUCAAGGCCGCCUGGAACAGGUGCAUCGCUCUUCUGAUCGUCGGAGUAGUUUACAGUCAACAAAUUCUAACAUUCCCGAUGAGGAGGAUCGACCAUUCAGACCGUUCAACUCACAGGUAGAUAGGGGAAAUGGUCGCAGCACGUUAAUACCCAACUACUCACAACCACAGCAGUCGCAAUAUGACCCUUCUUAUCGGAAUGAUGUGGGAAUCUCAGCUUACCCACAGCCCAUACGCAAAUCCCCACCCGCUCCAGACAGAUACAGCCCUCAACCUCAACCUCAACCUCUUCGUGCUGUUCGACCCGCCCCGGCCGUCAACAACAUACAGAACUCGCAAACAUCGCUCGCCAAUCCUGUGACGGCACCACCAAAACUAGGGCAACAAGCAAGGUUGGACGUACAAGGACCUUCCGCGACCCCAGUAGCUGCACCCAGAACAUCAUUUGUGGUAAACUCCAUACCUUACGAGCGUUUGCAACGUCUAGGAAAAGGUGGUUCUUCGACUGUUUACUCUGUCUUGUACUCGGCACCACCGAAAAAGCGUAUCAUCUACGCUUUGAAGGUAGUUCAACUAGAUCGAGCCGAUUCCGAAACGUAUCAGAGUUAUACAAACGAGAUAGAACUGCUCAAACGGUUACGUGGCCACGACAGAGUAAUCCAGUUGAUAGAUCACCAAAUCACGUUUGGACAGGGAAAUCGGCCUCAUCGGUUGAUGAUGGUGAUGGAAUGCGGAGAGAUCGAUUUUGCCGCUCUUCUCGAUGAACAACGAGGCAAGGCGAUUAAUAUGAAUUUUGUGGGAUUAUAUUGGGAACAAAUUGGAACGGUAAAUUAUAUGAGUCCGGAAGCUAUUCAGCGUAUGAACAACCAAAAAGUGCUAAAACUGUCGUAUCCUAGCGAUGUGUGGUCCUUAGGCUGUAUCUUGUAUCAAAUGAUAUACGGUAAUCCUCCAUUCCAGCAUAUUGGCGGUGGACCUCUAGCCAAGAUGCAGGUUAUCGCAAACCCACAACAUGUCAUAGAGUAUCCUGAGGUCGCGGUCCCCAAAGCCACCGUCGGAGUUGCUCUUGAUGGACAUCCUAUCGAUCCUGCAUCUUUAGCAGUCUCUGUCGCCCCAGCUGCGAUCGAUACGAUGCAACGAUGUCUUUCAUACAGGAAAGAGCAUCGUCUGACCAUCCCUGAACUACUCCAUCACGAAUUCUUGAAACCGAAGAUACGAGUCCCAGCUGUACCACCUGGAUCGACACCCAUCACACAGAAGCAGAUGCGCAUGAUGGUGAAUUUCAUCCUACGAGAGAAUGGUCUUCCUGAACGCUCUGAUACGGACUACACAGCUGAAGAUCUGUUUUCGCAAUUACAGGCUCAAAACGCCCUCUCCAGUGGAGAAUGA